Trypanosoma brucei brucei TREU927 is the source of this 351-nucleotide messenger RNA. RefSeq lists its product as uncharacterized. Gene Ontology annotation, molecular function: RNA binding. The coding region runs from base 1 to 351 and encodes 116 amino acids. Gene Ontology annotation, biological process: positive regulation of mRNA splicing, via spliceosome. The record is from RefSeq and is a predicted model, not a curated record. The transcript has a single exon. Gene Ontology annotation, cellular component: nucleolus; U12-type spliceosomal complex. Lineage: Eukaryota; Euglenozoa; Kinetoplastea; Trypanosomatida; Trypanosomatidae.
AUGCCACCGCGGGCUCGACUUUUUGUUGGGCAGCUAAACUUUGACGCAACCGAAGAUGACAUAUAUGCACUUUUUGAUUUCUACGGGAAAGCCCUUCAUGUCAAUAUACUUCGUGACAAGGAGACACAAAAAAGCAAAGGCAGCGCCUUCGUGGAAUAUGGAAGUACGGAGGAGGCAGAUUGUGCCAUUCUCGCGCUUCACAACCGCUACAAUAUGGAGCGCGAAAAACCGCUUCAAGUGUCUUAUUGUAACAAGUCCGAGUUGAUAUCCGAGUUUGGCAGGGAUCAUGCCUCGAAGUUACACGACGAGAACCCUGCGAACCCCGCCCCACCACAACGUGUUCAACGGUGA